AUGGAGGGAGCUUAUUUGCAUUUGACGAAAGUCAGGGCUAAACUGGCUAGGACUUUGGAAAACCAGCCAAGACGUUUGAGGCCAAUGUAUGAAAAAUUUGGUAGAAAGACUACACCAUUGUUUUUACAGAGUGAGAAGAGCCAGGUAUUAGAGAGUGAAAGGUUCACGAAGCCAAGAGACUGGAAGUACUUGCCAGGUGACCGUGUUGUUCUUUUGAAGGGGUCUAAAGCUGGGAAUAUUUGUGUUAUUAAGUCACUUCGUGAAGGUACGAAUUCUUUUAUCUUGGAUGAGAAUGGACCUACGAGAAUGGUUGCUUUACCUAAGCCGUUCUGGACUGAGGGUCAGACUUCCCAUAUGAUCCAGAUGCCUUUGGAUGUAGACCAUAGUGAAAUUAGGUUAGUUGCUGAUAUUGAUGAUCCUGCAAAGGACGGUUCUCUGAAAACUGUUGCAGUCAAGGAUGUUGUCUUUGGUGGAUCUUACUACGAUGAGGAUUACAAGAAGGUCAUGCCUUAUAGAUAUGUUAACGGUGAUAGAAGUAUGGUUAUCCCAUGGCCAAGACCGGCUCCUGUAGAGGAAGAGUGUGAGUUAGGUACAGAUCCAGUGGUAGCUAGGGAACAGACAUUCUGGGUGGACUCCAUUGUUAAAAAUCCAAUUCCAAAAGAAUCUUUGUUGACUAUUCGUAACCCAUAUUCCAAACAUAGAAGAGGCACUUUGACUGCUAAGGAAAUUGCUCACUUGAUGGCUCCAAAGAUGCCAUUGACUGAAACUAAGAAGGCUUACUUAGCUGAAAGGAAGAAGUUGGCUAAGGUCAGAGCUGAAAGACCUGUGUUGUCAGAUGAGGAAAAGGAUAAGAUUGGUGCCAAGAUCUUUGAGAAGUUCGUCAACCAAUGA
Vanderwaltozyma polyspora DSM 70294 is the source of this 891-nucleotide messenger RNA. It is a transcript of the gene MRPL40, whose product is annotated as mitochondrial 54S ribosomal protein uL24m MRPL40. The record is from RefSeq and is a predicted model, not a curated record. NCBI's taxonomy places the organism in Eukaryota, Fungi, Ascomycota, Saccharomycetes, Saccharomycetales, Saccharomycetaceae. The transcript has a single exon. The coding region runs from base 1 to 891 and encodes 296 amino acids.